Messenger RNA from Ilyonectria robusta, 441 nucleotides. RefSeq lists its product as uncharacterized. The record is from RefSeq and is a predicted model, not a curated record. The coding region runs from base 1 to 441 and encodes 146 amino acids. NCBI's taxonomy places the organism in Eukaryota, Fungi, Ascomycota, Sordariomycetes, Hypocreales, Nectriaceae. The transcript is spliced from 2 exons.
AUGGCGUCGGCGACAAGUCACUCAUUCCCGUUGGCCUCAGAGAAGCCAUACGGUAACGACACCGCAGAUCUGGACGGUACAGAUGCUGGUGCCUCUGGAGACAGCACUGGGAACUCAGUCUCCAUUUCCAACGGAGGCAUGAUUGCCAUCAUCGUCGUCGUCGUCGUUGUACUGCUUGUUGGAAUUUCCACCACCAUUCUUUUCUUUGUUGCCAAGAAGCGGGAGUGGAAAGUGAAGGAAGCCCUCAGGAAAUCUGCCCGCAGAGUUGUCACCGCCCUCACUCCUCGGCGAUCAGAAUUUCCAUCGUCGGUCAAAGAAUCCCGUAGAGGUCGGUCACGGCUUAAUGAUGUGCCGCCAACUCCACGACUACGCCCUGAGGAUCUGGAGAAAGGACUUGAUAAGGCGGAGGCAAAGCGAAAACAGAGGAAAUGGGGCAGGUAG